AUGAUGAAGAGUUAUUCAGAGGAGAGCAAUAAUGGCUCAUCCUCUGGUAAAUUAUCCUCUAAGGUUGGUGUUAAUAUAUCAAAGGGUGAGACACCAUUGUUUGUUUCUUCUUCUUUGGAAGCUGCAGAGCUUCAUCAUGCACCUGAUGGAUUAGUGGAGAUAAAUUUAGGUGACUAUGAACAUGGAAUAAAUGGCUUAAAAGAUUUUAUUCAUGUGUUUAUUUUGGAGUCUAUUAAGCUUUGGGCCAUUGCAGGACCUAUUGCUUUCAAUAUACUAUGCAAUUAUGCUGUUAAUUCCUUCACAAAUAUAUUUGUUGGCCAUCUUGGUAAUUUGGAGCUUUCUGCAGUUGCUAUCUCCCUCUCUGUCAUCUCAAAUUUAUCAUUUGGAUUCUUGCUAGGUAUGGCUAGUGCACUAGAGACUCUAUGUGGUCAAGCAUAUGGUGCUGGACAAGUAGAAAUGCUUGGAAUAUAUAUGCAAAGAUCUUGGAUAAUCUUAUUUGGUGCAUGCAUAUUGCUCUUACCAAUUUACAUUUAUUCUGAACCAAUCCUAAUACUCCUUGGUCAAGAUCAUGAAAUUGCUGAGCUUGCUGGAACAUUCACAAUCCAAAGCAUCCCUCAAAUGUUCUCCUUAGCCAUCAAUUUCACCACACAAAAGUUCUUGCAAGCACAAAGUAGAGUUGCAAUUCUAGCAUGGCUUGGUUUUGUAUCCCUCAUUGUCCACAUUGGCAUUCUUGCACUUUUCAUCAAGUUGCUUGGUUGGGGAACAGCAGGUGCUGCUGCAGCAUAUAAUAUAACUGCUUGGGGGAUUUCUUUGUCACAAUUGGUUUAUGUUGUUAAUUGGUGCACUGAAGGGUGGAAGGGUUUGUCAUGGUUAGCAUUUAAGGAUCUUUGGAAUUUUACCAAGUUGUCUUUUGCUUCAGCAGUCAUGCUUUGCCUUGAGAUUUGGUAUUUCAUGAUUUUGAUUGUUCUCACUGGACACCUUGACAACCCAGUUAUUGCUGUUGGCUCACUUUCAAUAUGCAUGAAUAUAGAUGGUUGGGAAGGAAUGCUAUUCAUAGGGAUCAAUGCAGCUAUUAGUGUGAGGGUUUCCAAUGAGCUUGGAUCAGGGCACCCGAAAGCAGCAAAGUAUUCAGUGAUUGUGACAGUUACUCAGUCCCUCAUCUUUGGAAUACUUUCUGCUCUCAUUAUUAUGGUUGCAAAAGAUCAUAUUGCUGUCAUUUUCACUGAGAGUGUAGAAAUGCAAAGGGCAGUUUCUAAGUUAGCAUCACUUCUUGGCAUUACCAUGAUACUCAAUAGUGUUCAACCAGUUAUAUCAGGUGUAGCCGUUGGAGGAGGUUGGCAAGCAUUGGUAGCUUACAUCAACCUUUUUUGUUACUACAUUGUUGGACUCCCUCUUGGAUUUCUUCUUGGUUACAAGAUGGGAUUAAGAGUGCAGGGUAUCUGGAUUGGAAUGAUAUGUGGGACCAUAUUACAGACAAUGAUCUUGCUGUAUAUUAUCUAUACUACCAAUUGGAAUAGAGAGGUUGAAGAAGCAUCAAAACGAAUGCGGAAAUGGACAGGUCAAGAAUUGGAGCUUCAUUCCAUGAGCUAGUAACUAGCUAGUAUACCACAUAGAAAUUAAAUCAGGAAUUUCGAUC
Arachis stenosperma is the source of this 1636-nucleotide messenger RNA. Its product is annotated as protein DETOXIFICATION 34-like. The coding region runs from base 1 to 1590 and encodes 529 amino acids. The record is from RefSeq and is a predicted model, not a curated record. Gene Ontology annotation, molecular function: xenobiotic transmembrane transporter activity; antiporter activity. Lineage: Eukaryota; Viridiplantae; Streptophyta; Magnoliopsida; Fabales; Fabaceae. The transcript is spliced from 7 exons. Gene Ontology annotation, cellular component: membrane. Gene Ontology annotation, biological process: xenobiotic detoxification by transmembrane export across the plasma membrane.